UCUAAAAGUUUCAGGAUGUCUUGGAAGCGAGUGGUGGCGAUUACUGGGUGCGACUCUGGACUCGGCUGGGCGAUAGCCGCACGCGCCGCUAGGGAGGGCUUGGUCACUGUGGCAGGAAUGUACCACGGCACCGACACGGCCGCGGCUCUGGCACUCAAGUCGCUGUGCGCUCACCCGUGCGAGCUCGACGUGACGGACCCGGCCAGCGUGACAGAGUUCAGGAAAUACGUGACGGACCUGCUGACAGACAACCCUAGUUAUAAAUUAUACGCAUUAGUCAACAACGCCGGAGUGAUGACGAUCGGAAACUAUGAAUGGCAAACACCGCAGAUAAUAGAGAACACAAUCAACGUGAACUUACUCGGAGCUAUGCGAACUUUGACGACAUUCCUACCUGAAUUGAGGAGGACAGCCAUAGAGGGAGCUGUAAAACCCCGUAUCAUUAACAUAGCGAGCCACUGUGGGCUGCAGCCUUUACCUGGAUUUGGGCCUUACAGCGCUAGCAAGGCCGGCUUGUUGGCACUGACUAAAGCGCUGCGGAUUGAAAAUCAAGAGUUCGGCUUAAAAGCAGUCUCAUUUAUACCUGGUGGCUUUGUAAACUCGAGUAGUUUGUUAUCAAACCAGACAAAAAAUGGAAAGGCGAUGCUAGAAGCUUUCGACGAUGAGCAAAAAAGUUUAUACCAAGACCGGAUAUCGAAACUUAUCAGCUAUUUACAGAAAAUGGGUGAUGAUGCGAAUUUUGAUUCUCUGACAGACGAAAAUAUACUUGAAACUUUUAUGCAGGCUCUUCUUACUGAUGAGCCCAAAGAAUUGUACAAAGUUGAAUCGUGGCGAUACAAAAUGUUUUACACGCUAUUCAAAAUACCAUUUCACGAGAGGAUUCGUGUAUGGCUGUUAAAAAGAUUUCUUAGCCUACCGUCGCUAGAACAUUCUUGAAUAAAUUGUAUCGAAAUUA
This is a messenger RNA of Aricia agestis (brown argus), 955 nucleotides long. RefSeq names its product D-beta-hydroxybutyrate dehydrogenase, mitochondrial (gene sro). The record is from RefSeq and is a predicted model, not a curated record. Lineage: Eukaryota; Metazoa; Arthropoda; Insecta; Lepidoptera; Lycaenidae. The transcript is spliced from 5 exons. Bases 16 to 936 code for a protein of 306 amino acids. Gene Ontology annotation, molecular function: oxidoreductase activity.